Molecule: messenger RNA, 1329 nt
Organism: Fusarium redolens
Lineage: Eukaryota; Fungi; Ascomycota; Sordariomycetes; Hypocreales; Nectriaceae
Exons: 2
Coding region: 1-1329 (442 amino acids)
Source: RefSeq, a predicted model, not a curated record
AUGGCACCCCCAGACAUCCCCCCAGAGUACGUCUACUGCGUUAAAGCUGGGAAGAAGCAUCAUGAUCUCUUUACCACCAUAUACGCUGGCGAAAACUAUUGUGGCCGUUGCGGCUUAGCUAACCCCUUUCAAUCCCAACGCCGGGCCAGGUCCAGAACUCCAGCCCUUCCUGGCCCGUAUGAUGAGGUGGUUGAGGUGGAUGACUCUCCGCCACACCCAGUCAGCCCGGCAAGUCAGCUUAUGCGCGACAAACCAAAGCCAGUGUCAUCUGCCGCUAUUGGGUAUGCACAACUACUCCCCAACGCAGUGUCUGUCCCCAAUGGGGUGACUGCGAAUACACGGGCACGCCAACAUCCUUUCAAGCCGUCAAGCGGUCCUCCCCAUCCGCAGUUCAUGGCGAUUGCCUCGGCGGCUAGUCAAGCCAUUCAGAACACUAAAAGCAGCACCAGAAAGCCUACGAGGCAGCGUACUGGCUACCAAUGGGUCCACAUCAGUCUCCUACUCAUGAGCUUGGAGACAAGGUACUUCAAUGGUCUUGCGGUAGAGGUCCCAGAGACAGUGCUGCCUCUAAAAGAUACGGUGAUCAAGUUCAGCUCGGCAGACCUCCUUACCUGGCCCUCGUUCACUCAGACCUUAUUCGAACACCUACAUCCGCUCCCGAGCACCAUAGACCCCACUAACCAAGAGCUUUGGAAGCUUUCUUACGCUUCGUCUUUCUCUGGAAAGAAAAUCGUCACCGUUCCCAAUACCGAUAAGUUCACGACGCCCUCAAGCAUGCUCACUUCUGGGCACUUUUCGAACAACCAAGCGGGCCAGUUAAAGGUGCUCGUCGUCCUGACAUCGACAGACGUGGGUGACAAGCAGGAGCCAAUCACACCGCUAAGGCCAGACGAAUACUCAACACCGGCCAAGGACGGCAAGAAACGGAAGGUCAAACAGGAGGAUUCGAGCCCAGCUCCUGGGCUCAAGAAACGUAUCAAGCAAGAGAGGCAGAUCAAUCAGGGCAAUGGUACGAAGAACAGGGAACAGGUCAAGCAGGAACAGGCAGUUCCAGCUCCCACCUACCUGAACUUGGCGUAUGAGGACCGUAACGAUAUCCUCGACAACAUCGUGGUGAAGGGGGAUGUGGUUGACCUCAGCGAAUCCGAAGACGCGGUCACCGAUCUAAUGCUUGAUAGCGUCUCUGAUGGGGAGGGAGACGAGCGUGAUGCAGACCAAGAGGACGAGGUCGACUGUUCGAGCGAGACAAGUCUUUUCAAGGAGUUCGUAUGCAACCAGACUAAGUUCUUGCCUAUCGAAAUACUGAUCUCAGCAGUCUACACGUUUUAG